CGCCAGGGAAGCCGGAGACGGGCGAAGUGAGCAGGCAGGAAGAUGGCGCUGCCGGAGAUGGUCGGGCUGCUGCUGGCGGCGCUGCUGGCCGUGGCGCGGGCCGGGCAGGUCCCUCUGCUGGCCUGGUCCAGCCACAGCUCCUUAUGGUCCCCCUCGGCAGCCCCUCACGAGGGGCACGUGGUUACCGAAACUCAGCUCGCAUCUCUGCUGGACUUGGCGCUGAAUAACGGGCCCCAUAAUGUGCUGCUCGUGCUUCAGGACAAACUCAGCGUUGAGGAUUUCACUGCCUAUGGAGGGGUUUUUGGCAAUAAGCCAGACAGCGCCUUCCCGAAUCUGGAGAACGCAUUGGCCGCAGCUCCGUCUUCCUUGGUUCUUCCUUCUGUCGACUGGUUUGCAGCUAGUUCUGUUCCUGCCUUCUUGAAGGCCAAGCUGGGCAUCGCACCUCUGCAUGUGGAUCAGAACACGCUGCAGGAGCUAAGACUCAAUGCCAGCCUCCCUGCCCUGCUGUUGGUACAGCUGCCGUACACCACCAGUUCCAGCCUGAUGGCCCCCAAGGAAGUUCUCACCAGCAAUGACGAAAUCCUGGGACAGGUACUGAGCGCUCUCCAAUCAGAGGACAUCCCCUACACGGCCAUUUUGACGGCGCUGAGGCCCUCACGGGUUGUCCGGGAUGUCUCUGAUUUGACCCCUGAGAAGAUGGGUCGACAGCUACUCCAAAAGGACGAGGCGCCUCCACCUCUUCGGUUCCCCGAAAGUGGAACUCCACAGAUCCUCUUCUGGGCCAGCAACUUCUCUGUGGCCUUCAACAACACGUGGCACGACCUGACUAACCUCACGUUCGGGAAUAACCCCCCUGUCAACGUCAAUGAUUCCAAAUGGUCUCCCCAAGCUUCUCAGUUGGUUCUGAAGUAUGGCAAUGUGAAUAGGAGCUCCUUGACCAUCAGGUUCCACAUCAGAAACGUCUUGUACAACGUCUCUGCCCGGCACUGGUUCAGCCUGCACUUAGUGGAGGUGAUUCGAGGUGGGGGCGCCCCCAUCCGCUUCAACGUCACCCAGAUCACAGCCCCCAGCAACUAUUCCUUCAGCUGCGCCCAGGUCAGCAGUUUUCCGCCCUCAGAGGCCCUCCUCGUUCCCGACGGCCGUCAGGACGUGAAAGUGAUGAUGGCAGAUUUUCAGAUCCAGAGUUACAACGUGACGGGCCCGCGGUUCUCCUAUGCCAGUGACUGUUCCGGCUUCUUCUCUCCUGGAAUCUGGAUGGGCUUGCUGACCUCCCUGCUUCUCGUCGCCAUCUUCACCUACGGCCUUCACAUGGUCAUGAGCCUCAAGACCAUGGACCGUUUUGAUGACCCCAAGGGGCCCACCAUCUCCGUGCCCCAGACGGAGUAGGGGCGACUUCUUCACCUUCCCUGCCCUGGGACCCAAAUGCUGGUCAUAUUCUGGCCAUUCCAGCCCUCGCCACGUUUCUCAGGCCCAUUAGCUCAAUGCAUUAUCCUUCUCUGCCUCUCUUUCCCCUUCCUUCCUUUCUGCCUUCCCAGACUUCCCUUCUCGCCAGUAGCUGUUUUCCCAAUAACAUUCCCUGGCCACCUAUUCUCUCCCUUUCAGAGCUCCCCUGACUGUCCCCAGCUCCCAGAAUUCACAGGGGUCGCGACUGUAAACAAAGCAGGAGGGGAGGGGAAAGUCCUUCUGUGAAAUGGAGGGGCCGAUUGACGUGUGGUGCAGCAAUCAAGAGUGUUUGCACUGAAGGUUUGCUUGGGGCAAAUCAUUUCCGGGACACACUGCUGCUACCCCCGCUUACAGCCCCUUUUAUUUCUCUGGUGGGCAGGUGUCAUCCGACUUCCUAUCGCAACGUGGUGUACAUAUCUUUCAGGGUUUUUUGUCACGGUGUUUGAGUGUUCCUUGUUUUGCUUUGCCCAACCACCUCCUCUUUUCUGCUGUAGCCUAAGUGGACCUUCUCUCUGGGCCUUUCCCCUGCUUAUUUAUUUACGUGAUUUUCUGUGAUUUAGUUUUGUUUACAGUGACUCAGUAUUUGGGACCCCGUGCUGCCUCUCCUGCAGAGCGAGUGGGGUUCCCUUCCUGUGACUCCUUGCUGACCCUUGAAUGGAAGGAUGUGAAUAAAAGGGGGGAAAGUGGAGUUUUGGACAUGUGUUGUUGAUGUAGGGAGACCACUCCUUUUGGCACCUGUUCUGAAGCUCAGACAAUGGCUCCUUAUGCCAUCUUAGUUGCAGGUGAGCUAUCAUCUACUCUACCCACCCAACGGCUGCACUUUCUCUCUCCUCCCAGUGACCCGUGAUAAUAUUCCAAGUGCCAGUGCAAAAUAUUGCUAAAAUUAAACUGGUAACAGGUAUGAACGCUGCCCUAAGUCUAGUCUUAGAGGGUGCCCGUUUCCCAUUUCUUGUAUUUUAAAAAUGCAUGGCAUCUUUUGCAUUUUUUUUGCACUGUGUAAGUGUAUGAUGAUGUUGGAA
Molecule: messenger RNA, 2462 nt
Organism: Sphaerodactylus townsendi
Lineage: Eukaryota; Metazoa; Chordata; Lepidosauria; Squamata; Sphaerodactylidae
Gene: ATP6AP1
Product: ATPase H+ transporting accessory protein 1
Exons: 10
Coding region: 43-1386 (447 amino acids)
Cellular component (GO): proton-transporting V-type ATPase complex
Source: RefSeq, a predicted model, not a curated record